UGUUUAAAAAGUUUUUAUGAUCAUUGAGCCAUUUGAAUUAAUUACCCUUACAAAGCGGCAUUGGUGUGAAACACCCUAUCGUAAUUUUAGUGAUAGCAGAGAAAUUCGUCAUUUUGAACCGAGUUACUGCACAAUUCGGCUCUAUGCCAAAUAGUACUUCCCGUAAGUUGAGUACAAGUGUAGGACAACGGUUUUAACGAACGGACCUGUUUCCGUAAGAUUUUAGCUGCUCAUAUAUCCUUAGCCAUUAUUAAGCCAGAGAUAUUCAAAUAGUGCAUCUUCGCGUGUUAAACUUAACUUUUAUGCAAAAACGUGUCUACGUGCACGUUUAUUUGAAUGGUUUACUAGUUAUGAUUUCAUUUGCAGCUGUUGUACUUCAUGGAAUGUAUCAAGGCCGGUCUGAUACAUAGACAUUGGUAUCACCCUUCUUGAAUGUUUGCACAUAAAAGCAAUAAAGCGCUAACACUCCAGCGCUUAUCAACCCGGAAACUUCGAAACAGAACCACAUUAUAGAGAAGUGCUGUUGGCUUGGAAUAUACCUUCAUAAAACUAUCCUGCUGUGCUGCCAUGUCACUUAACUUCCAAACAUUGUUUGCUGAUCUUUGUUUUUAAUUUUGAUAAAUUUUUGUUUCUAAAUUUGUGGUCGACCCCUGCGGAUUUCUUCAUGGAAAAGAACGAUUUUAAGCGAUUCUGCGUAGUUAUAAUUCUUACACUCACAUUGCAUCUUAUAACAAUGCCAGUUUUGCUCUAUGGACAGAAGAUGAACGUGUUCAGAAUAUCCUUUCUGAUAUUUCACAACUUUUUGGCCUUCUGGGUGUAUUUCUUCAUGGCCUUGGUGAAGAAGAAAAAAGGCUUUGUUGAGUACAAUGAGCAAACAACCGAGCUGCUCAGGAAAGAACCAAACAAGUACUGCAUCCUGUGCGAUAACUACAAGCCAGAAAGGGCACACCACUGCAGUAAAUGCAGGCAGUGUGUACGGAAGAUGGACCAUCACUGCAUGUGGCUGGGCAAUUGUGUAAAUAAUGAUAACUUGGGCCAUUUCAUAAGGAUGCUUCUGUAUGCCGUACUCAGCCUCCUUGUUCUUUCGGUUUUUUCCAUAUAUUCGAUCGUUAGAAGAGACCGGUUCGGUCCUCCGUUUCUUUUUCGCAUUAUUUUGGUGUUUGUUGUUACGAUAGCCGUGCUCUCGUCCCUGCUUUUUCUUGCACUCGGGUUCUUUCUCAUUGAAAGGUUUAUUUUUGUUCUAAAGAAUCUCACAUAUCUGGAGAGCUGCAAUUUAGAGGCGUUUAAAGAGAACGGCAUGCAUCAUUUGAUCAAGUCACCGUACAAUCUGGGCUGGUGGAAAAAUUUGCAGGUUCAGAUGGGCAAGCCGUACUUCCUGUACAUGUACGGCGAAGAGGGCGAUGGACUAUUUUUUGAAAAGAAUUUUGAGUGCGAGCAGUGGCCGCCCCGCCAAAUGGUCGAUAGAUGGAGACGGUACAACGAGAUACCAUUUCUUCCGUAAAGCGAGAUUAGGACAAACACUGAUCUCCUUAACUUAUAUCAAACAUAAAUAGACUCACAUUCACAGCAUGCAACGUAAAUGAGCCGUGCUAUAGUUUACAAUAUCAGAAUCGAUUUUGUAGUUGUCAGAAUGAGACCUUCCACAUCACCAUAAAUAAACUAUUUUUGGGAAUUUGUUUAUUUAUAAUUGUUGCCUGAGAAAGAGGCUUCAGUUACUACUGGAAUAGCAAUUGCAGCAAAAAAUCUAAGAAAAACACACAAG
Molecule: messenger RNA, 1762 nt
Organism: Vavraia culicis subsp. floridensis
Lineage: Eukaryota; Fungi; Microsporidia; Pleistophoridae
Exons: 1
Coding region: 665-1501 (278 amino acids)
Biological process (GO): peptidyl-L-cysteine S-palmitoylation; protein targeting to membrane
Cellular component (GO): endoplasmic reticulum; Golgi apparatus
Molecular function (GO): protein-cysteine S-palmitoyltransferase activity
Source: RefSeq, a predicted model, not a curated record